This is a messenger RNA of Prunus armeniaca (apricot), 321 nucleotides long. Lineage: Eukaryota; Viridiplantae; Streptophyta; Magnoliopsida; Rosales; Rosaceae. The record is from the annotation of a GenBank genome assembly.
AUGGCGAGUUGGGUUCUUCGCCAACCUGGCCCUGAGCUUGGCAUGACGAGGUGGGUUCUUCGCCAACCUGACCAUGAGCUUGGUAUGGCAAGGUGGGCUCUUUGCCUACCUGACCAUGAACUUGGCGAGUUGAGGUCGGCUCCUUGCCAACCUGGGCAUGGGCUUGGCAUGGCAAGGUGGGUUCUUUGCCAACCUGACCAUGAGCUUGGUGAGCUAAGGUUGGCUCUUUGCCAACCUCAGCAUGAGCUCGGAGCUUUUCGCCCAUCAAAGCUUGAUAAAAAAAAUAUAGCUCGGACCUUUCGUCCAUCUGAGCUUAGCUAA